AUGAAGAUACUCUUUGUUUUUGCACAUCCAGAUAAAAGGUCAUUUAACUACUCUUUAUUGAAUGCUGCUAUCAGACGUUUGGAAGAAAAUGGGCAUACAGUAAAAGUUAGUGAUUUAUAUCGUAUGAAAUGGAAAGGUAUUGUUGAUGAGGACGAUUUCUUGAACCAUGAAAAGGGUACCAGAUUGAAAGUCGUUUUAAGUUCUACAAAAGCCUAUGAAGAUGAUCAAUUAACUGAAGACGUUCUCACUGAACAAGAAAAAUUGAAUUGGGCUGAUGUUGUAAUUUUCCAAUUCCCAUUAUGGUGGUUCACAAUGCCCGCAAUCUUGAAAGGAUGGUUUGACAGAGUGUUUACAAGUGGGUAUGCUUACAAUAUUGGCGAACAUAAUCAAAAAAGAGCUGGUGAUAGAUAUGGUGAGGGUGUAAUGGCUGGUAAACGUGCAUUUUGUAUAAUUACCGCAGGUGGCAGGGAACAACAUUUUUCUGAAAGGGGAAUCAAUGGUGACAUUAAUGAUAUACUUUUCCCAAUUAAUCAUGGGAUGUUGUUUUAUCCAGGAUUUACCGUCUUACCACCAGUUGUUAUAUUUAGAGUAGAUUCAGAGAGUACUGAAGUAUACAUGCAAGCAGAAAAAGAAGUCUUGGAACGCAUGGAUAACAUUACAGAGAUUAAGCCCAUUAGUUACAGGAAGCAAAACUUCGGUGAUUACAAGAUUCCAGAACUAACUUUAAAAGAUGGGGUUGAACAACCUUCUAAUACUCAUUUUGAUAUUCAUAUCAUACAAGAUUGA
Maudiozyma saulgeensis is the source of this 786-nucleotide messenger RNA. Lineage: Eukaryota; Fungi; Ascomycota; Saccharomycetes; Saccharomycetales; Saccharomycetaceae. The record is from the annotation of a GenBank genome assembly.